AUGGCCGAUAACGAAAUUGCCGUCGACGAAAUAGCUGGGAACGAGACCGCCGCCGUCAACGACCCUCAUGCAACUUCGGUUGUCCCUCGGCUCUUGACUAUUCCGCGCGAGCUUCGAGACAAAAUCUACGCUUACCUUCAUCAAUCCUUCACUAUUUCCUGGGGGUGGACUCACACCCAUCCACCUGCACAUUUUUCCGUAACCUUUAACCUCGAAAUAGAGAAUGCGCCUCAGCCAAGUGUCCUACUUACGCAUACUCGCCUACAUGACGAAUACCUAGAAGCCCUGUCCCACAGGAACUUGUCAGCUGCUGUAUAUGUUCAAUCCCGCCCCGCCUACAUAGAAUCUCUAUCCAGAUUGGUUAAGCUAAAUCCUGAAUUAACUAUGCACUCAAAGAAAGAUGACGAAGCAAUGGCUCACCUACGUUACGUUAUUAUUCUCUUCGAUUGCAACAACGCCAACGUGGGAAACUUGGCGCCUGGGUCUACCUUCUGGGGCGAAGACGGGAUGCAGGCGUUUGCCACUGCGCUACUUCUCAAAGCGCCUCAUUUAUCCGCUCUGCACAUCGCCCUGCAGUACCAACCGGCUCGUGGCCUCGAAAAAGCCAUUCAUAGCGACACCACUUUUCGAUCGGGAUCCUUCUUGCAUCCCCCACCGCCCUUCAUAGCUGGAAUUCCUCUCGUCCAACGCGCCGAGGGCUAUCGUCUGUACUACUGCAACAAGGCUUUGAAUGGCGCACUCUGGAACUACCAAAUUGUCCAAGUCGGCUGCUAUACGUAUCACCGCGAUGUCCAUAAAAAGCCAAUGGGAUGGGCUCCGCGUAAUAUUCUCGACGCAUGGGAACUUACUUCUCAUCAUGAAGCUAUUAACGAGCCUACCAUGAACACUUUUAACAACCUGCUGCCUACGAUGAUGAGAGAGUGGAGGACUAAGGUCGGGCACGAGGCAGCUAAGGCUUGGUUUCCAGCUGGGGCAUGCAAAUCUGGAAUGGAGGAUGGUUGGAAGUCAUUCGACGGGGAAUGGGUUAUAUAG
Molecule: messenger RNA, 1032 nt
Organism: Cucurbitaria berberidis CBS 394.84
Lineage: Eukaryota; Fungi; Ascomycota; Dothideomycetes; Pleosporales; Cucurbitariaceae
Exons: 1
Coding region: 1-1032 (343 amino acids)
Source: RefSeq, a predicted model, not a curated record